Messenger RNA from Amphimedon queenslandica, 1442 nucleotides. RefSeq names its product mitogen-activated protein kinase 1-like. The record is from RefSeq and is a predicted model, not a curated record. The transcript is spliced from 11 exons. Gene Ontology annotation, molecular function: MAP kinase activity; ATP binding. Bases 132 to 1202 code for a protein of 356 amino acids. NCBI's taxonomy places the organism in Eukaryota, Metazoa, Porifera, Demospongiae, Haplosclerida, Niphatidae. Gene Ontology annotation, biological process: protein phosphorylation.
CAAAAAUUAUUCUCUCGAUCUCUCGAUCUCUUUUCCGUGGGUACAAAACCUCUCUCCUUCUCCAUUCCAUUGUAUUGAUGAUCUUAGGUCCAUUCUAGCGUCUAGAGCAGCCAAUCUUCUCCGUGCUUAUAAUGGCAACUGUCAAGCCUCCUCCAGAGAUAGUCCGCGGGCAAGCAUUCGACGUAGGGCCCCGAUAUUCAAACCUUUCUUAUAUUGGAGAGGGUGCAUAUGGGAUGGUUUGUUCUGCAGUAGAUAACCAAUCAUUAACCAAAGUGGCCAUCAAAAGGAUAACCCCGUUUGAACAUCAGACAUAUUGUCAAAGGACACUAAGAGAGAUAAAGAUCCUAACUAGAUUCCGCCACGAAAAUAUAAUUGGUAUACUGGACAUACUCAAGCCGCCAUCCAUGGCAGAAAUGAAAGAUGUUUACAUUGUCCAGACACUAAUGGAGACUGAUCUUUACAAACUGCUCAAGACACAGCACCUCAGCAAUGAUCACAUUUGUUACUUCCUCUAUCAGAUUCUCCGUGGGUUGAAAUACAUACAUUCUGCUAAUGUACUACAUCGUGAUUUGAAGCCAAGCAAUCUUCUUCUUAAUACCACCUGUGAUCUCAAGAUAUGUGAUUUUGGUCUGGCGAGAAUAGCAGAUCCUGAGCAAGAUCAUACCGGUAUACUAACUGAGUAUGUCGCCACCAGAUGGUACAGGGCUCCUGAAAUAAUGUUGAAUUCUAAAGGAUACUCCAAAGCCAUUGAUAUUUGGUCUGUUGGCUGUAUCUUGGCCGAAAUGUUGUCAAAUCGCCCGAUAUUCCCUGGAAAGCACUACCUUGAUCAACUUAAUCACAUCUUGAAUGUGAUUGGAUCUCCAACAGAGAAGGACUUGAGUUGUAUUAGGAAUGAGAAAGCUAAAAGCUAUCUUAAAAACUUACCAUUCAAGCCCACUGUACCAUGGUCUAGGCUAUAUCCCAAGGCCGAUCCCAAAGCUCUUGAUAUAUUAGGCAAAAUGUUGACAUUUAAUCCAGACGAGCGCAUAUCGGUGGAUGCUGCUUUGGCCCACCCAUAUUUAGAGCAGUACUAUGACCCUGACGAUGAACCUGUAGCUGAAGUUCCCUUUAAGUUUGAGAUGGAGUUGGAUGAUUUGCCUAAGGACAGACUUAAACAAUUAAUUUACGAAGAGACAAUGAACUUUCAUCCUCAUGCAGUUUAAAUUAUUUUUGUUUUCAUCAGUGAAAUCUCUCACACACUCUCUCUCUCUUUUGUUAAGUGUCUUUUCUCUGUCUGUACUUUUGAGUAGAUGAUGUGAACUAAUGACAUAAUUAUUAAUAUUAUUUUUUUGACUCAUAAUAAUUAAUUAUUAUUUAAUGUGUUUUUAGUCAUUAUUAUUAUUAUUAUUAUUGUGAUAUUGAUUCAUUAAAAAUCCUUUUCUGCAUCCCUGGAUUACACUUGA